Molecule: messenger RNA, 1836 nt
Organism: Boleophthalmus pectinirostris (great blue-spotted mudskipper)
Lineage: Eukaryota; Metazoa; Chordata; Actinopteri; Gobiiformes; Gobiidae
Product: gastrula zinc finger protein XlCGF57.1-like
Exons: 2
Coding region: 310-1764 (484 amino acids)
Source: RefSeq, a predicted model, not a curated record
CUCCCGGCGGCUCCCUGCGGCUCUCUGGGGCAGUUAGCGCACUGAGCUAAUCACGUGGUCUCCUGAGGGCCCCUGGCCUCCUCACAGAUGCCUGAUGAAAACUCAUUUCCAGCCCGAGGAGCCGCAGUUUAGUUCAGGCGGCUCUGAGGACAACCCGGAGCCGCCACAAGGACCCCUGUGUGAUUAGCAUUAGCCCCGAAGCUAACAGGACACAUCUGCGCGUGCACAGCCCCGCGAGCACGAGGACACGAGGACACGAGGACAGAGCCGCACAGAGUCUGUGUGAAGGAUGAGCCCUGAGCCCCGCACAUGGAGCCACAGGACCCCCCGCGGCUCCCGCGGCUCCCGGACACCGCUGCAGAGACGGAGCCACUCAGCGUGAAACAGGAGCCAGACGAACAGCUGCAGGAGCUCCCUGUCACUCCUGUAACCAUCAAAACUGAAGACGACAAAGACGAGGAGACCAGAGAGGAACCCGGGGACCAGAGACCUUACAGCUGUUCAGACAGUGAGGAGCAGACGGACACUGACUGCUCUGAGGAUGCUCGUGAGGACACUGGGCCUGAGGCUGGCGUGAGACCUUACAGGUGUUCAGACCGUGGCAGAGCGUUCGGGCGGCGAGCAGAGCUGCGGCGGCAUGAGCGGCUCCACACGGGACAGAAAUGUUUCACGUGUCCAUUUUGUCAGAAACGUUUCCGGCGGCAGAGUCACGUGGACGGACACAUCAGGAUUCACACGGGAGAGAAACCUUUCAGCUGUUCACUUUGUCAAAAGGAUUUUGCCAAAAAGAAAAGUUUAGUUAAACACGUCCAGACCCACUCAGAAGCUCCGCCUCCAGCCGCGGGGAUGGGAGCGGUUGGACCAUGCAGCUGUUCAGAGUGCGGGAAGAGCUUCAAGAGCCUCGCGGCUCUGGAGAAGCACCGGGCGGCUCAUCGGGGAGAGCGCCCCCACCAGUGCGGCGCCUGCAACAAGAGCUUUAAAAACAAGAGUCACCUGAACCAGCACCAGGUCAUCCACCUGAGCCAGAAACCUUACAGCUGUUCAGUCUGUCAGAAGUCCUUCUCCCGGAGCAGAACGCUGAGGGACCACGUGAAGACACACCGCGAGGACGAGCGGCCGCAAGAGCGCCCCCCGUCUGCGGGCAAGGGCGAGCACAAACCACACCUCUGCUCCGACUGCGGCAAACGGUUCCAGCGCCGGGCAGAGCUGCAGAACCACGCGCUCACCCACAGCGGGGAGAAACCUUUCAGCUGUCCCGUGUGUCACCGGGCUUUCCGAGGACACUUCAAACGGCACCUGAGGACGCACACGGGUGAGAAACCUUUCAGCUGUCCCAUCUGCAACAAAGGCUUCGUGCAGAGCUCCAACCUGAAGGCCCACAUCCGCGUGCACACAGGGGAGAGACCUUUCAGCUGCUCUGUCUGUCAGAACCACUUCAUCUCCAAAGGAAGUCUCCAGAAGCACAUGAGGAGCCACACGGGCGAGCGGCCGCACUGCUGCCCGCUCUGCAACAAAGGCUUCAUGGAGAAACCGCUGCUGCGUGCUCACAUCAUCCUCCACACCGGACGCAAACCUUUCAGCUGUUCACUCUGUCCCAAGUCCUACACCGACCGCGGAUCUCUGCGCAAACACAUGAAGAAGCACCGGCCAGAGUCUGGGCGAGAGGAAGAAGAAGAAGAAGAUGAGGAGAAGGGAGAGGAAGAGGAAACUCCGACACUCAUCUGUACUAAAACUCUUAUCGAGCCAGGACUGAACCAGGUCUAAACCAGGACUAAACCAGGUCUAAACCAGGUCUAAACCAGGACUAAACCAGGACUAAACCAGGACUAAACCAGG